AGAGAGAGGGGAGGGGGGUUGGUGGAUGUAGCUCUAGCUGUGGGCCGGGGGGUGAGCUACCUAACCCGGGCUGCUCCGCCGAAACAUCCAUGGGUGGCUGUGUCGGGAGCCACCACGACUCUUCAGGCAGCUUAAACGAGAACUCGGACGGCACUGGAGUGGCUCUGGGCCGUAACCAGCCCCUGAAGAGAGAGCGACCUAAAUGGAAAAGUGACUACCCGAUGACAGAGGGCCAGCUGCGCAGCAAAAGAGAUGAGUUCUGGGAUACGGCGCCAGCAUUUGAGGGCCGGAAGGAGAUCUGGGAUGCGCUGCGAGCUGCGGCCAGUGCCUUUGAGAGUAAUGACCACUUACUGGCUCAGGCCAUCCUUGACGGAGCCAGCAUCACACUACCACAUGGAGCUUUGACUGAAUGUUACGAUGAGCUGGGGAACCGUUACCAGUUGCCGGUGUACUGCCUCUCUCCCCCCGUCAACAUGAUCGAAGAGCGCUCAGACGAGCCCGACGGAUCGGAUCCAGAUUCCUUGACGGCAGACCCAUCCACUGGCAGCGCCAGCGACCCCAUUUCAGGGGGCGAAUGCCAGCUUAGACUUCGGCUUUCCACGGGACGCGAUCUGCGCCUGGCGGUCCGCUCCACGGACACCGUGGGCAUGAUGAAGCGUCGUUUGCAAAACCUGGAGGGCGUACCUGCCGCGACCCAGCGCUGGUUUUUCUCAGGUCGGCCGCUGACAGACAGGCUCCGUUUGGACCAGCUCAACAUUUCCAGAGACUAUGUAGUUCAGGUGAUAUUAAGCCAGCGCCCUCCCCCAGAGCCUGUAACACCCCCUGGACACACAGUAGAUCCCUCUGGGCCAGUGGUAGUGGCAGACACUCCGUCUGCUCUGCCUCUAGAGCCCACACCUGUGGAGAACUGAUCAAAGCCAGGCCCUAGUUGUUAAAAAACAAGGAGGAUGAAAAGUGACAAAGCUGAAUUAAAGGCGAUUGUUCUUCUCUUCUCUGCUCUUCAGUUGUUUUCGCUGAGAAGGGCUAUAAAGGUAGAGAAGCAUAAAGACUCUUUAUUAGAGAAAAGACUCCUGUUUUUGGUUUUACAAAUUGAAAUUUUAACCUUUUUGUUUUUCUUGAAGUUUUUUUAAAUGAUCCUAUGGAAACCAAACUACAAAAAACACCUGAGACGGUUAAAGGGUUUGCUGAGCAGCUUAGAGGUCCAAAUGUCCGUAUGUUCAGGUUCUGUUUGCAAAGGCUCUUUAGAUGAACUCUGGUUUUCAGGCUACAGUGUUGGAACCUUUUUCUGAAUGUACAUCUUCAAUUCAGAAAGCUAAGAAAGGAGAAAAUUU
This is a messenger RNA of Cyprinodon tularosa, 1331 nucleotides long. RefSeq names its product ubiquitin domain containing 2 (gene ubtd2). The record is from RefSeq and is a predicted model, not a curated record. The coding region runs from base 90 to 911 and encodes 273 amino acids. Lineage: Eukaryota; Metazoa; Chordata; Actinopteri; Cyprinodontiformes; Cyprinodontidae. The transcript is spliced from 3 exons. Gene Ontology annotation, molecular function: protein binding.